CCCCCCUCUGCCCAACGUCCGGCCCCUUUGCUUCGGUUCCACAACACGCGUGUGUGUCUCGCUGUCUGAAGACUUCGGUGCCAUGAGCGCUGAUAACUGUCGUGGAAAUGUGUCCGUGCCUUUGCGAAAUCUACUGAACUCCAUCCAGUGUAUCCGAGACCGGGUCAGAGAUGGAGAGGCCAAUGAGUCAGAUGGAGCGUUCAACCUCUCCAACUUCUGGGACACUCUGAACCAGGCAGUGAAGGCAGUGUCCCAGGAAGCCACCAAACUCAGCCUGGCCUUCUCCAAGCCCCCGCUGCCGUCGCAACAGGAUGGAGAGAAGUUGGCAGAGUCCAUCCUGAAGAGUGUCCUAACCCUGUCUACAGUGUAUUACUGGCUACCGAAGAGCCAAGGAGUCAGCAUGCGGCGACAGGUCAGAGACGCCACAGUCGAGGUUCUGGAGGGAGUUGCACAGCUGGUGGAGGUCAUACUGAGCUCACCGCUACAGAGUCUGACCCAGGAGCAGUUGACAUCAACAGGAGGCGUUUGGUCAGCCUGCGACCAGUUCGUCGAGUUGCCACGCGAUAACAAAGCAGCAGUGCUGGUGGUUCUGUCUGCUCAGAUUGGAGUUGUGAAAGACGCCAUAGAGGAAAUUGAACAGGCCUUAUCUGAGGCCCAGGAUCCGUUCAGCGACGUCCUCGACGAUGACCAGGAAGGGGGCGAGCCUCGAGGCAACCAGGACACGUACUGGUCGGACCAGGACCGGCGCGUGAUCGGUCCGUGCCAGGGGCUGAUGAAGGCGUCGGCGGCGUGCAUGAGGAAGAUGAUGUCGGCCGUCAAGGCCAACGGUGGCGUCACCACGCCUCAGAAUGUGUCCCAACUCGAUGACCUGGCUGACAUUGCCAAGGAAAUCAGCCCCGGUGUUGAUGAUCUGGCUCUUUGUCUGUACCCGCCCAUGGACUACGGUGGAGUAGAGGACAACGUGUCGAAAUUGGCGGCGCUGUUAAAGAAAGUUCUGGAGAUAAUAAGGUCCAGUCAUGUGUGCGGGGAGUCGGAGCUGACCUGGGUCCAGUUCUUGGAUGGAGCCGUCGAUCACAACCUGCAGAAGGCCAAAGACCUUAUUCAGCAGGACAGCUAGUGUUCCCAUGCAGUUAAAAGUGUGUCUGUUGUGUGGUUUUAUGUGCCAGCGUGUAGAAUGAUUGGCUGCAGUGGUGUGUGUGUGUGUGUGUGUGUGUGUGUGUGUGUGCGCGUGUGUAAACCAUCUAACCCAUAAGUAGCACGUCAAUGAUUUUUCAUCUACACGAUUAAUCGACUUUUGACUGUAACGCUGCCAGAUACCCGCCCGAGCCGUUCCCGGGAGAGGUGUGUUACGAUGUGCCUACUGGGGUUCAUUAAAAUGACGAGCAGAUGUGUUCAGUCCUCUCGAAUUAUUGAUCCACGACGACCAACUACGCGUCCAGAGAUUCAGAAAUCAGAAUAGACACGACUUCAUUUUGCAGCUGUGUAUAAACCUACCUGAAGACUUCGGAGAAAAGGUUCGGAUCCUGUCGGCAAAGAGCAAAAAGUCCCACAAACUCAGCUUCGACAUUUACGGUGUAAAUGAUGGGUAUGAUGGAUUAUUCUGCGCUUGGGGACUAG
This is a messenger RNA of Xiphias gladius (swordfish), 1617 nucleotides long. RefSeq names its product cyclin D-type binding-protein 1 (gene ccndbp1). Lineage: Eukaryota; Metazoa; Chordata; Actinopteri; Istiophoriformes; Xiphiidae. Bases 83 to 1117 code for a protein of 344 amino acids. Gene Ontology annotation, cellular component: nucleus. Gene Ontology annotation, biological process: regulation of cell cycle. The record is from RefSeq and is a predicted model, not a curated record. The transcript has 11 exons.